GUAUGACGGACGCUUAAUGCUUGUCUGCGUUGCUCUGUUGGCAGUCGUUGAUACUGAAGAGAGCGAAGCGCUGGAUUCAAGUGUUAAAUCAGGUUCCCCGUGGCUCUGAGACCCUUGGUCCUUGCAGGUGAGAAAAACAUCAUGAGCAUUGUUUCUGGAGAAUUCAGAAGCGGUCGGAAAUAUGCAUUCACUUGUCUGUUUUCUUCUUUGGUCGUCUUCUACCGUGGGGAACGAGUGUUGAGAGGCAUUUUAAUUCUAUGAUUCCUCUGCUCUUUUGUUGAAUAGCAACACAAAAGCUACACCAGCACCGUGGCAUGUUUCGAGUCCCGUGGACUGGAGCAACAAGUGGUGAGGAAUAAAGUUUGUAGGAGUCCACGGUGUAUUACAGGACUGCUCUGGGUUCUGGCGGCUCUGAGUAGCUCUCCCCCGGGAUCGCGUCAGUUAGCUCGGGGUGAUUAAUGAACCUAAGUAGCUAGCUAACUGUUAGCUGACUAGUUAACAACCAGCACGUUAACCAGAUGCUCUUUUUCUCAACGGCGGCUUUCCCAUCAAAUACGGACGUUUUUUUAUAAUUUUUGUCGUAUUAUCAUCGUAGAAGAGAGUUAUAACGUUGUCAGUAACAGGUACUGAGUUUAACAAGGAAGCAUCGCUAUUGUCUGUUAUUUUACACUGCUAUCACAUAAUUGUAAGAGAUUGAAGCAGAUGGAAAUUAACGUUGAAGUUGAGCAUGUACAAUAAAUUAGUAUUUAUCUCAAAAAGCACCUUUUUAAGGAGUAGGAGGGGAUGCACCGUUGUAUUGGCUAGUAAAGUAAGGACAGGGUAUUUUGCUAUUUUAAACAGAAAAAUAUAUAUAUGUAACUGAGAAAAAAUUUAAGUACAUAUUUGUGUAUAUAAAGCCAAGGCUCUCUGAGAUUUAAUUGUUUAUAUCAACUUGGUCGUUGAAAUUAUACAGAUUAUAAUAUGAUUUAUAUUUUUUGUGCAAAUGUAUUUUGGGCUGUAUCAUUACUGAGAACUGCUUCUUAAUCUGUGUUAAUGGUUGAACAGCAGCUAAAGAGGCUUUGGCAGGAGUUUUUUUUUUUUUUUUUCAAAGGAGAAUUUUUUUUUUAAUUUAACCAAGUCCAGUGCAAGGUUUUCAUUGUACAUUUGUUGCAUUGAAUUUGUGCUCACUCAAAGAUAGAUCCAAGAUGUCCAUAUCUCAAACCCACUUUGGCUGAUGUCCCCUUUUAAUUCAGUUGAGAAGAACAAUCUAUCCCAUAUGAUCAUGAUGAUCUAUUUGUUUUAGAGACAGACAUAGAAAACUGAUGGGAACAAAAAUAUAAAUUACAAUAACUUCUGUUGAUCAAUAUUAUGACCCCACUGGGCAGUGAGGCUGACAGAAAUUUACACUUGUUGUUCAGCAGUUUUGAAGUAGCCGACAUGAGUAGCAUUAGCCAGGAGCUUCUCUGCGUGACUGGAGAUAAAGCUUUGUAGUUCAGGUAAGGCUAAAUGGCAGAAGUAACAAAGUAGCAAAACUCUAAGUGCUUCAUUAGCCGAUGGAAACCCUCUCUUUUGCUCUUACUUUUCAGACCCUUGGUGCUGUUCAGGAUGACAGUUCUUAAGAUACAGAAGUAAAUUGGGAGUGUUAUAGGAGUUGGGUGUGUUUCAUAACCACUGCAAAUUGCUCUUUUGCAACACCUCAGAAUGCAGUCAUACAGCUGCAGUUGGUACGAAUAGUUUGUCAGUGUGUGUGCAUAGUAAUUCUAUCUCUUAAAGGGGACCUGCCAUAAAAAUGUAAUUUUUGGGUUUUUUGUGUCAGAUAAGGUCCAUAUUAUGUUCGUCUUAUGUUGUAAAUGUGAAAACAAACCGUUACGUCGUUUGCAUUCUGUAAAGGUUUAAAAUAAAGGAACGAGUAAACCAGGCCAAUUGAAAAAGCAGGUCAAUCUGACGUUGCGUUGACCUUGCUCAUUAUUAUUCACGAGCGCAUCCUCGGUGAGCCGCGCCCACUCUCUCGUUCUCGUACCCAAUCACAGUGAACGUCACUCUCCAGAGCGAGACCCAGCUACCACUGUAUCCGCUAUGGGUCUCUUCCAAACGACCGGUGUUUCCUUCGGUUCACUGCUGGGAAAAUGAACUUAAAGCCGGGCAGAAUGAAUGAGAAAACACCGCUGGAGAUCUCCGGCUUCUUCCUCAACUUCCACCUCCUCUUCGGACUCGGGGUCUAAAAUAUAUGGUUUAAUACCUGCCGUUUUUAGCCUUUAGCAUAAGGUGACCAGACGUCCCCGAUUUCUGGGGACAGUUCCCGUAUUGGAUGACCUGUCCCCGGCAAAAGCUGUCCCCGAAAAUGUCCCCGAUUUAAGCGUUUCAUGAAUGAGAGCAAAAAUGUUGCCUGUGGCUCGAACAACGGUUAUUACAGUAGCCGAAUAGAUAGGAAGCACAAGUUAUCAGUUCUGAACAACGGUUCUUACGGGGCUAUUACAAGGGGCAUGCGCUGCUACUAAAUAGUACCGAGAUUUUGUCUGUGAUCACACAGCCCCUGCAGCCCCUGCAGCCCCUGCACCGCCGCCGCCGCCGCACCGAAUAUCCCUGGAUAUCAUUACAGACAUCUGGGCACCUUACUUUAGCACACAUUAGCAUAUGCUAUUAGCAUUAGCAUAAUAACGAUGGAUAAACCCAAAUCCGAACCUGCACUGCUGAACCAAUCAGAGCACAGCAGGCUUCACAGCAGCGAUCCAAUCAGAGCAAAGCUCAUUACCAUAAAUGUAAAUGAGCCAAAACCAGUUGGUUUUCCUGUAAGGUUUUUUAGGCAUACUAAAACAAAUCAUCAAAUAACUUUUCAGCUAAAAUUAUGUUGCAAACAUGAUCAAAGGACAUCAAGGAUUAUGAAAAAAUGAUAAAAAUGGGUAUGAAAUUUUGAUGGCAGGUCCCCUUUAACAAAGCAAAAGAAUACUGACACUGUGAGAAUCAAGAGUUUCAUUUUUCUCCUCAUUGCAUCACUUUUGUUUCACAGCCACUGCAAAUCGCUAUUUUCAUAUUUAGCUACACUUCAACAUACUACCAAUUAAUACCUGCUGAUAAUGGUUGAUUUCUUUAAGCUUUUACUUGCCUAUAAUGGUGUUGUAGGCUCAUAGUUUCUAAUCUGGUGCAUCCCCCAGUGUCAUGUAUGUACAACAAACUGGCUGCGUAAUUGAAUGACUUGAUGUUGUAUGUGAUUUGACUUUCGUCUUACAUCUAAACAUGUCAACAUGUUAAACAAAGCUGAUUUAUUCCCUCAGUCAGACUGAAACUGGACGUUGGAGAAACGUGUAAAAACAUACUGUAUGUCUGAUCGCACUAAUUUGAACUUCUCAUAGUUGGACAAACAUACCUACAAAAUGGGAAGUGAUUUUCUGAAACUGGCCUAAGCCUUCUUUGCAUGCUUCAGUGUUUGCAUACCAGGCUUUGAGCUGGAAGUUGAAAAUCAGGAACCCAGUGUUUAUAAACCAGACCAGCAGUCUAGGUAAACCAUCCCAUCAAGCUAUUAACGCAGCUCAACUGAACUGUGCAUGUUAAUGAUUUGUAACACUGGGUUAAACUGCUGGCAUUUUGGCUGGGCUGUGGUUUGACACAUACCAAAGAAACAAGGUCAGUGGGUACAGGCAGUGAAAGAGUUCAGCAAAAGCCAUAUUUGCAACAUCAUUUUACAGCAUCUAGAUCAGAAGUAGGCCUAAGCACUCUAGACCGGAGUAUUUUUAGACAGCCUAAUGGUAGGUUUUAUUGGGUAGGGCUACAUUUACUGCCUUACUGUGUGUUUGCUCCUCCUUUGUAUCGCUGCUUGGUUUCCAACCCUCUGCCCUUGAGCAGACUUUUCAUGGAAUUACAUAAUUACUGGUUUUAUAGUGGAAACUGGUACAGACAUUCACAGGGCUGUGCUCUUAGGAGAGGAAACAGCACAGGGAUCACUGUUGAAAUGAUGGGCACAUUUUCAGUUUGGUCCAUCUAAAGCAGGGGCUUGGUCACUGGCAUAGAAAUACCACUUUAUAGUUGCCGAGACACAGACAUAGUCAUUGAUGCAGUGAAUGUCUGUUUAUAGAUGGAAGUGUCUGAGGAGGAUUUUGCAUAGUUAAAGGCAUGUUUGUUGCAUGUAUGUAAGGAAUGUUUUUAUCACCACAGAUGUUUACAGUCUAAAAUAUGGAGAAGAACUCUACAGAACCACUCUAUAUUUUACUGUUUAGCUAAGAUAUCUCUAUGCUGAUAAAAUUAUAUUACAAAGACAAAAUUUAAAUGUUGACACUGAAAAAUUUCUUGGUUUAUGAAAGAUAUAAGCUUGUAAAAAUUCAAUACAGCAAAAGUUGGGAUAGGCCGAUCAUGUUGUGUAUAUCGUCCUGUUUUUUCCUGACAUAGGAUUCCAGCUGUUUAAUAUUUUAGGAUCUCCUUUGUCUAGUUUUUCCAUCUUGAACAGGCUCAAAGAAGUCGAACAGUGUUUCUAAAUCAUGUUUAAACGUGGUUUCCUCUUUGCACUAUGCUGUUUUAACCUGUAUUUGUGUACACAGCACCAAACUGUGUCCACAGAAAUUGCCUUUUUGAAGUGAUUCUUAAUUUAUGCAGUGGUUUCCACUCCAGAGUCAAGUCUGUUGUAAGUGCAAUGUUGUCUGGGGACUUGAGGAUCGGGGCCACCCAGUCUUGCUUUUGGUCUUUAUCCCUUUUGUACAGAGAUGUCUCCAGAUUCCCUAAAUCUCUCUGAAAUUUGACGCUUCUUAUGUUUUAUUUUUUCAGGUAGUCUUUUACACUCGGCUUAUGUGUUCAAAUGGAAAUAAUGGCGGACGUGUGAUUUUUAAAGAACAGAAAAUAGUACUGUGAGCCAUUAAGGUUAACCGGCUGAGCAGGAUCAGACUUUAGAGUCUCUCAGCACUGUCACUAUCACAUGUAUCAUCAAAGAUAAGCAGAUUCUUUUCUGCUGAUUGAUUAUGUGUAAUUUCAUUUAUGAAAGUCAUCUGUGAAAGGAAACAGCUCUGGCAUAAUCACAUUUAAAACAUUGAAAAGAUUAGUUUUCAAUUCAGUGAAAAAUUCAGCGUGUUCAUCAUGAAAAUUGUGACAUUUUCCUCAUUUCAAAUUGGUAAUAAUAUAGUAAUCUUCCUUUGUUUUCCAGGCUGCAGGGAGAGGAUGUGAUCUGGAUGGCUGACGGAAAGGGACGCGGACCAAUCACGUGAAAAGAUGCUGGCUCGUAACCGCUUCCUACUCCUGGUGGUGGUGGGUGGGGCGGCGCUAGCCAUCCUCAGCCUGAGCCUCCAGUUCUGUAAGUGAUUGUGUUUGUAUACCUGUCCUCUCUCUUGAGAUCUGUCCCAGUAUUCAGAUGUGAAAAUAUGCAUAUCCUCUUGUUGCUUCCCCAUGUGAGCAUGGCCAUUCAUCCAGAAAACAAAGCAGAAUCCUCUAUAGACUUCCUAUAAAUAUCCAGCACCAACAGAGGGGCCCCUGGAUGCUCUGGAGCAGUGUGGCUGCACACUCACAUCUGCUGUGGAAUGCAUAGGUGCACACAUUAUUGUGUCUUUUCUCAAUCAGGUCAUUGUUUAGCAUCUCCUGGAAGUAUUGUCUGGACAGUUUAUCCUUGCCGGCGGCAGUGAAUGCAAGGAAACUAAAGCUCAGUGAAUGGAGAUGGUCUACCAAGUACUGCUAACCUCGCAGCAGAGGUUGUAAAAAAAUAGGCAGUGAUGCAAGAAAUCGUUAUUUUUAUGUGAAACGUGUGAGAUAAAGCGACUUUCUGUUGUAUUCCUGGAAACCAAAAUGCAGAGGAAGCGUCGGUGGUGAUGUUAAGCCUGUGUCUGGACAAGCAUAGGAUUAAACUGGCAUAAAUCAUGCUCCAGCACACGCAGGAUUACAGCCGCAUGCAAUUUGCAGUGUAUGUUUGUCAAGAUUUGUGUGCUGCCUUUCAUCAGUCUGAAGAUACAGUCCCCAUAUGUAAUUAAAAUGUGUUAGCUUAAUUUUUUUCCCCUCUUAAUCUCUGUCCUUGUUUAUUUUCAAAUGCCACACAAGAUGAGAAAUGUGCUGUGCUCUCUUCCAAGCAAUCACUCCCUCCCUUAUCCCCUCCUCUUCCUCACUAGAUAAAAAAGCUUGACCACGUGAGGAGAGGUCACCGUGUGCUGUGUGUUAUAAUUACCUCCUUAUCAAACCAGCACUCACCUCCUGCUCUGUUAUCCUGUCCUUUUUGAAACACCCAGAGGAGGAAAAAGCGAAACCAAAAGAAGCAAUCUCUUGUCAUCACGGUUUAAGUGUUUGCAUACCUGUCUAUUAAAGGUAGUUCCAUUGACUUGGAUGUUUAGUUACUGAGGGGCCACAGCUGUACCCAGUAAAGAUUAUGUUUGCUGCACCUCUGAAGGCUUAAAGGGAUAUUUCGGCAUAUAUUAACGUUACGGUCAAACACACCAUAACACUGAGUUAGACACCCCCUCGAGAGAUGAAUGUUGCCGACUGCUUACUUCUCUAGUUAUACCAACUUUAGUAACAACCGCAAGAUUGCAAUACACAGUGGUCUACGUCUCCAUGCGCAAACCUCAACCAAAACACCACUCUGUAGCCACAAAUAAUGCUCAGAACAGCACCUAACUUCAUCAACAGUACAUAUAGAGUCCCAGCCAUAGUGCUAGCCACCAAACAUCUUUUUAACUUUGCCUGGUUUCUUUAGCAAAGAGACUAAACACAACUCUCCUUCAGCAGCCGUUUGAUUGUGACGAGUCGAUCACCAAGUGCAGCAGAGUUUCGCAGCUCAAGGAAGAACCGUUAUGAUCAUUACUUCAUGGAAAUACAAUCAGACUGAGGCACUAAGGCAGAAGAACUACCAUAUCUGCAGUGCAAAAUGAUUAUUAUAAUGAUUAUUACUUCAUGGAAAUGAUCGGCUGCACUUGGUGUUCGACUCGUCAGGGCUCUUCUACAAACAAGCGGCUGCUGGAAGAGUGGGUGAGUUGUGUUUGGGCUCUUUGCUAAAGAAAUCAGGCUAAGCUAAAAAGAUGUUUGAGUGCAGCAACCAUCACCCCACAGGCUUUACACUGAUCACAGUGCAUGGUGCUAUUUCUAUAGUGGGGCCAUUUGAAGUCUGUUAGGCACUGUCCAAACCAGACCUCUGCAGGAGACCCAGAUCCGUAUGAAACCUCAUUAAAUUUUAACAGUGAAAAAAAUCAAAACCUUAAACUAAUUAAACCCUUGCAUGGCUUGCAUCACCUCCUGUUGUCACAGGCUUGUUGAUGAGCAUCACAGGAAGACCUUUUUGAUUUAGGGGCAUCAAUAAAAAUUUAGGAGAAGCCGCAGUUUAUUUUUUUUUUCUCCCUCCUCUGCGCCCAAAAUGCACCAAGUCUGGUGUGAGUGCAGUAUUCUCAGCAACCAUCACCCCACAGGCUUUACACUGAUUACAGUGCAUGGUGCUGUUUCCAUAGUUGGGCCAUUUGAAGUCUGUUAGGCACUCUCCAAAACGGUGAGCCAUCUUUGCUGGUGCAUCCACAUUUGCCACAUCAACACACCUUUCAGGAGUUACAUUAAACACCAGCCUCUCUUCAUUUUCUCUCUGGGCUCUAUUUUCGUGCCUUCCAAGCACAAUUUGGUAUUUUGGUGAGCCCGGCGUAAGUUUCCCCCCUCCCUAACUCAGCUCCUUCCAGCGGCGUAAGUCGUAGAGAGGGAGGAGAGAAGGCGUGGAAUGGAUUUAACACAGCCGAGACCUGUAUUGACCAAUAACAUCAGCUCCUCUCCUCGCCUUUAAAUCCGCUACCGGCGAGGCGUAUUACAAUUUUCGUGAGGUAGUCGAAGAGAUCAAGAGAUGGCUGAAGACAGCAAUGCCACACGAUGGUGACAGAAAGUAGCCCCUCAACAAGUGUCGCUGUAAGCGCUGCAGAGGUCGUGCUCCACACUCUCUCAUAUGAGCACAGAUGGAUUUGGUGUGUGUAAUGUUGGACCCACAGGUAAGACAAACACCUUUUCCCACAAAUAAACACAGUCACAUAAAGUUGCAUUUAUUUAAACCCCACAUGACAAAGGUGGGUUGUGCGCAUAGAUCACAACAUAAAUUCCAAUAAUGGCAUUAAAAUCGGAACCGCCUGUGCGUAAAGGACGCAUCGCGAUCUGUAGCCUGGCUCUUUCUUUCAUAGAUGUUGGCAUAUAAAAUAAACUUGGCUCACAAAACGGAAUAUUUGUAUUUGGGCCUAACUCCGGAUUGAAUAUUUACAGAAUCGUAAUAAUGUGAGAAAAUCAGAUAAACAGGUAAUUUUGAGUGAAAGUAUCUUUUAUUUUCCUUUUUUUUUUUUGUUGUUCAAAUUUUCAAAGUAGAGAGGACACAGAGACAUGUCAGGUGUUGUGCCGUAGAAUGCACCCCCUGACAGGAGCGCGGUUGAAAGUACACGACAAGGCAAAAACUUUUCCUACAGAAAGUUUUCCGUACCGUGGGAUAGAUUCAUAAAUUUCAUUCAGGCUAUUCAGAUAAGCAGAAAACAAAAGCCCUCUGAUUCGGAAUAUUUGCUGCCCCGAAAAUAUAAUGUUCUCUACCAUAAUAGCUUACUGUACAGUUUACAUGCCCAAGUACACCUCUGUAUGUGCAUUUUUUAAAUGCCUAAAAACAGAACGAAAGUUUGCUGCUCCAUCUGACAUGUUGUCAUGAUCAAUACUCCUGUUUUUUUUUAUAUAUGAGAUCAUUUUCUUCCACUUUGAGAAGCUAAUAAGUGGAUGGGAUGCAGAGGAUGCAUUCUACGGCACAACACGUAUCGAGCUGCGCGAGGAAGAAGGAGGAUAAGCGGGGAGACAAAUUAAAUAUCUUGUUAACUUCAUCAUGCGUGACUGUUUAAUGGAUAUUCAAUUUAAUGCGAUUUCAGCUGUGUUAAUUUGGUCAGGUGGAGUGUCCAAACAUGUGCCAAAUGCACUCAUCAGAUAAGAUAUAGAUCAGAAUAUGUAUGUAUGUAUGUAUGUAUGUCCUGACUCAGAUUUUUAGUUGUUGUUGAUUAUUUAUUGCACUGAAAUGUGCCUGACUCUGUGGCAUCGGUGACAUAAGCACAUUAUGCCGCCGGUCUACCAAAAUACUACUAGACCAGCUGCGCUCUGCCUGCGCUGAAAGCUGACCAGGUUUGAAUCGGCGAGCUUCUAGCGCACUUUUCACACCACCGGCGAGCACAAAAAUGUCACUGCGCCAGCUGAUUCUCUUGACACCUCUCCCUACCGCGCAUCCACGCCCAGCUCGGCAGACUUUGGUGCGCCUCAGUGUACAAAAAUACCACUGUGCGGGGAUCGCCAUCGUCCGCCGCGCCGCCGGCGGGCACGGAAAUAGAGCCCUCUCUCUUUAGCUGUUUUGAUUUUACUUAAUCAGCUCUCCAUUGUGUCAACAAAGUGCAGGGAAAAAGAGAUAUUGAAGGCUAAUAAUAGCCGAUCUAAAAUCAGCACCAAGGGUUUUAGAAAGUGUUAAAAAAAUGGGAAUAUUGCUCAAUCUCUACCUGUCAGAUUAAAACCUUUUCUGCUCACUGCCCCUGUCUGUGAAGUGAUGGUCCUCAAUGCACGACAAAUAUGACCCUCCUUAAAUUUUACUUUAAAAAAAGUCUCAUUUCUUUGUGCAGAUGAACAACCUCCUCUUUUCUUUGUUCCUGUUACUUUAAGAGUGGAAAAAGAUAAGACCUUUUUGUAAUCUCUGGACUAUUUAGGUUGCUUUUAAAGGUAGGAAAUAAAAACAUUCUGUGUUUACGCUUGAAGAGGCAGAAUUAUGACCCAAAAACAGCCCGCUUUAAAAAGAGCUGCUGUUUCUUUUCUUAUUCCUCCUUCAAAACAGCUCGUUCUCUAUUUUUAGAUCAGUUGUAAGGCUGGAGAAAAGCUGUUGUCAUCAUUUAUUCAUCAUACACACUGUGGAGAGAGAUUUUUGCCAUUAUCCAAGAGGCUCAUGUGAAAAAAGCGAGUGAGAUUUCUCGAUGCAUGGUUGAGGGUCAGGGAUUAUUGUUUAAAAAACAUAUUUUUUAACUCUCUGCUUUCAGUCUGUAUUCUGUCUCCAAAUCCUCCUCCUGUAAUCUGUCUGAUUGUGUAAAAGAAAGCUGAUUCAUAUUUAUAUUAUAGUUUGUUGACUGAACCAUAAGAGCCUGAGAGAUGGAUGACGAUCAUUGGUUUAUAGUGAAUGUCUCUCUCUGGCUUAGGGCUACCUGAAAUUUAAACAGAGCGGCUGCAAACAGUAAGGGGGAAGAUUGGCGUGUUGAUUGACAUUUGAGGGACUCCCAGAGGCAAGUCACGACCGAGCUCAGAGGCACUCCAAAGAGGACGAGUGUCGUAGGGAAAACUAAAGUGACUGAAACACAGAGAAAGAGAACUAUUUUAGGAUGCCGGCAGUGGUGAAGAGGAAGGUAAAGUUGAGCUUGGUGGGAGUUAAGUGCCCCAGGAGUGCUGCUAGAUUCAGAACGGGAGAGGAAUGUCACUGCAGGAUAUAAUAGGAGACACCGAAAGGCUGGAACGUAAGAAAUGGCUGUGAGUCAGUGCAAAAGCUGGAGUGAAACAAAUAAGAUGUGGCAUUUUGAGGAAGAGAGACAGAAGCUCCUAUUAAAGGACUUAUAGAUAGAAACUUGGUUUGAUGUAUUUACAUGUUUCCUACAGACAGAGACAUUUAAAGGAAUCUGCUAAAGAUAUAAGCUGCUUCUUUCUUGUUGAAUUGUGGAGGACUUUGUGAUGGAAUAAAGCUGAGUACACAUCUGGUUAAUUACCAGACUGUUUAUACUAUAGACAACUUCGCUCCGCCUUCUGUCAUUAUACGAUUUUGAAGCUGAAUUGCUCUCAGUAUUUCCAGGAUUUUUUCCACUUCCUGGAACCAUCACUUCCGCAGUAGUAUUGUACGCAUGCGGCAGGAGAGUAGCAGAGAGUCACUGUGAUGACGCUCGGCUCAAACAGCGUAUCUCCCGGGUGAGCUAUGCAAUCUUCGCACGCCCAUAGGCUGUAUCAAGUGUCAACCAUAGAAAACAUGAACCGUCUAAUAACUUUUAAAAACAGAGCUGUACAGAAAAAAGAGGACUUGAGCAAAAACCAGUCUGACAGUAACUACAUGUCAACUUUGCAAACGGGGGGUAUUUUUGUGUAAUUAAUUUAUAAAGUUUGUCCACAGCUCCAUAGGGAUUGCUGGAGGAGGUGGGGUUUAUGAUCUAUACUGCAGCCUGUCACCAGAGGGUGCUGUUCUUGUAGAGGCUUCACCCAGCGAGGAGGCAGAUGGUGUCCAUUCUAUAUACAGUCUAUGUUAAUUACUUUGACAAAUGGCGUUAGGGGUGGGCAGUGCACUGGAUUCCGAACAUGGAUGCUGCUCUACAGACACUGCAGGUUCAAAGAUGCAUUUUGACUUUUCUAAAUAUGGCAGAGAUUUGUUUCCUUCAACACAGCUGAGCCACAAUGACAGAUAAAAGAGUGACUCAUGACUGACAACAGCAUAGAUUGAUCUAUUUCCUUUCUCGCUCUGACACUUGAGACUCUUCAGGGCAGAGCCACAUUUACAAAGCCCCUUUUUUGAGCACCAAAACAGGUGAACAGGAACAGAAAGUGAUUUUGUGGCACAGUGAUUGGGUUUACGGGCUUGUGCUCUUUUCUCCACAAGUUUAAUGUUGGCAAGUGACCGUGGGGUGAGGAUUUGUGUUCAUGUUAUGAUGGGUUUGCUUGAAAUUGUGUUAUACUUGAACACACUUUCUUUCAGUCGUUUUUCCAAAGGGACCCCAGUUACCCUUCACCUCAAAGAAACAGUGUGUUGUAAGGAACAGACAAAUUCAAAGCAGGCUCGUAUUAUUCAAAUGUAUAAUCUGAAGGAGGUCUGUAGUUUCCAGCUCAGCUUGUGUGCACUGUUUUUAGAAACUUUUAGAGAUCAAAAAGCAGGAGGGCUGGGGGUGCUCACUGACAACACUUCAAAAAUGAUAGUCUCAAAGUUAAUGUCACACUGUCCCCGGCAACAGGAAACCCUCCACAUUAAAGGAUUUGAAUCAGCAUGGGGGUGAUCAGGGCUCUUAUCCCUAGCUUUGCAGUAUUGCCUAACAUCAUGCUUAAUUAAAUGAGCUGAGGAGGAUGUUAAUCUUGGCUCUAAUACUGUUUGCAGCCCAGCAGAUCAGAGGGAUUCUGUUUAUGUGCAUGAGACACAAAGAGUGUAAACCCAGGAUAAUGUGGUGACUGAUGGACAGCUGGAGACUCAUUGCCAUCAUCACGCACUGUAAUUGUACCGUGUCAACAUUUGUUUUACCUUCAAACCUGUGUUUUGGUGACUCCAGCACAAAACAUUUUGGAGUCCAAUAUUUGUGGACACACCUCCAUAAUUUCAGGCCGGUUCCAGUGCAGAUUCUUCCACCCCAUAAUCACCAUGGCGUGAUAACUGGCACCAGUGAGUUUGUGUGCAUUUUUGUGGCAGGGCAACCAUCUUGAAUAUGCCCUCAGAUCGAGUCAAGCUGUGUUUUUGUCUGCAGAAUGGAGAUGGGAUCAGCAGCAUGUGAGGGUUGAAGAUUAAACACUGUGAGGGUGCAUGCAGUUCUUAACUUAGAGGAUGAUGUAUGUGUGAUCACAUAUGUUUGUGUACACCAGUGGAGGGUUGUAACAUUUCAGUUACACACCCAAACUAUCCUACAUGCUUUUCCAGACGGAUGCAUGUUUAUUUAAGCCAGAUGAACUUUGGUGGAGGAACCAAAACACCAGUACUAUAGCAUCAUACUUUGAUACUUGGCGUUGAAUAUCUUUAAAAAUGAUACCAGAUGAGAUCUUUAACCAAACAUCUGAAGUUCAGACCAGUCCUUGAGUGUGCAGUGCUUACAGAAGAGUGAAAGUGAAAAGCUGGUGUGAAACAAACUCACAGAUAUCUUGUCUCAUGCUGUGUUUGUCUUAUCUCAUAAAUAGGCUGUCAAAGUAAGAGUAUCAAUACUUUACAGGAGGAGGUUUUCACUUUUUACUGUGGAAAAGAGGGUGUUAAUAUUGGUAUUGAUUGAAAAUAUCAACAUGUUGAAUAUCUGCAAAAAUCCAAAAGUUUUACAUUCCAAACAAGACAGAGUCACCUCGAUAUGUCAUAAUACACUGGGGAAGGGUUUACAGAGAGACAGAGUUUAUUCAGGUGCAGGUCCCCCCAUCAUCACCUGAGGUCAGAUAAGAACUCUUUGUCUUACCUUCUUAAACGCUUCCCUCCAGUGAGGCUCUUAUGGACAAAGAAAGGAAUAGGAAGUCCAACUUUGCUGCACAGUUUAAGAACGUGGGAACAAGCCAGCAUGUGAAUUGCUGAGACUGAUUAAAGGACAAAUGCAAAUAUUUGACUGAUAUAAUGCAAGUCAAACUGGGGAUGAGCUUCCAGAAGGAGAGGGGUGGGCUGAGUCAAAGCCCCUCAGACAGCCUCCUAUUGUACCAUCUGACUGAGCUUGAUGUAAAAAUGGGAACACAUUUUAUCUCCUAACUAAUCAUCCCAGCCACAUCCAGUGUGUGUGUGGUUGUGGAUUUGUGUGUGCUUGGGUUUGUGCGUCGGCUACAGUGAACUCUGUGUGCUAGUGCUGUGAUUCCACUCAGCAGUGUUGGACAGAGAGCUACAAAAGCUCUAUUGUGUAGGUGACUGUGACUGAGCUGGCUCCCAAAACUUUGGUUGGUCCCGGUAGGCGUGUUAGUGAGUGCUUGCAUGUGUGUGUGUUUGUGUGAGUGUGUGAGUGUGUUGGUAAUGGUAGUGUAAGAGGCACACAGUGUAGAGCGGGACAGGUUGUGGUAAUGAAUGCUCCAGUGUGUUUGGUUGGACUCCAGUCCACUGAGCGGUCGUCAAGAUGGUCUCUGCUGCCGCCACACUCCUUUUCUUCUUCCUCAGCUGCGGUGAGUUAUUUUAGAAAUCUUCUUAAAAAUAAUCUAAACUCUUCAUAUGAAGAUGUUCUUCCUCAGUAUGAAGAAACAGAGGACUUCUAUAUAUCUGUCUGCUUUGCUAAACUAUACAUGAACUUCUAUAGACUUAGUUUGAACCUUGUUCAGUCUGUCUAGACUUAAAACCAGCUUUUGAUCACAAGUAAGAGACUCUCUUUCUAUUUUAUAUCAAGCUGACUUUCUGAAUAGCUCUAAAUGGUGUGCUAAAUCAAAGCUGAACACACUGUUCAGCAUUUAUGCACUACUCUUGUAUGGAAAAGUGAGUAAAAAUCUGUGCAGACCUCUGAAAAUUUGUGCAGAUGUACCUUAAAUAUGUGUGUUUAAAGUUCUAUCAGUCUUCCAGCUGUGACUCGAUAAAUAUUUGCUUCCUUCAGAUAGAGGAGGUCCAGCUGGUUGCUUCACGGUACAUUGGGAACAUUUUGUCUCUUUUUAUCUUCUAAUGUGAGGAAGUCUCACUGGGUCUCUCUUCAUUUGCUCCUCUGGAACUAAUUCUGAAACGAUCUGGAACAUUGUGCAUAUUCUGUGUUUCUUAUGCUUAACGUAGGUUGAUGGCGGAGGUUCAUUCCACUUUGUUGCUUAAUUCUUAUUGAUGGACAGGCUUGCACAAUCCUCUCACACUGUGUUCAUGCUAAAGCUGAGUUUUCUGACUGCAAACAGUCAGAUUUAAAAUCAUAUGAUUGUAAUUGCACAGACAUGCUGACAUUUAUUUUGUUUCAUGCACUCACAAUGUAAACAUCAAUGACAUUUCAUCCAGGAUAUCCUGUGUGCUCACAGUACUGCAUGAGCAUCAUUAAAAGGUCAUUAUUCAAAGAAACCAAAAGUUUAAGUAAACACAGCCUUUCUAGAAUGUAAAGUGAUGAAAUCAAAAUUCAGAGGCUGAGCAAAGGCACUAUCUCCAACAUCAGCUUUGUCUUUCCACUGCCUUGUUUGAGGUUUAUUACCUCCGCCAAGGAGGUUAAGUUUUCGGUAGUGUUGGUUUGUUGGUUUGUUUGUUUGUUUGUUUGUUGGUUUGUUUGUGAACAACUUUAUGGAGAAAGUUACAGACGGAUUGACCUGAAAUUUUCACCAGAGAUGCGUCUCAGCCCCAGGACAAUCCCAUUACAUUUUGGUGGUGAUCCGGAUCGCCUUCUAGAUCCAGGAAUUUUUGAAGGAUUCUUCAUCAUUGUGAGAUAGGGCAAAUUUUGGAAUUUUUGCAUUUAACUCUAUAAAAAUGGCCAGAGUCUUUAGUAAAAAAUUACACAAAAGGAUCUCAAUGAGUUUUAUGAGGUGUCAAAGGUUGAUCCUGAUCCAGACAAAAUUCUGGAUACUGUGAUCCAGAACACACAAAAAUAAGGGUGUUGUUGGAAUUUUCAAUGCUGAAAGAUAACCAAUGGGCGGCACAGUGGUGUAGUGGUUAGCACUGUCGCCUCACAGCAAGAAGGUCCUGGGUUCGAAUCUGGGUCAGGGCAUCUCUUGUUUUAGGAACUUAAUGAACAGUGAACAUACCAGUUUAAACACAAAUAAAAGUUAAUAAAAGCCACGUAACAGUAACAGUUUUGGUGUGAAUCACAUUAUAAGGGGGGACAUGAGCUGCUUGGCGGAGGACUGCGCUCUCCGAGUGCUUUUCUAGUUUUUACAAUAAAGUAGGUCUGUACGAUUCAUCAAUUUUAAAUCAUAAUUUGAUUAUGACGAUGAGAAAAAAAAAAGAUUAAAAUCGUUAAAUUGAUUUUCCUCUCUAUCAUGUCUCACACCUCGAGGCCACCGAAGGCUCCCCCUUCCUGCGGGAGCACUCCCCAGUUCCCACACACACCAGUGUAAACAAACAUGGCGUUUGAAAAAGUAGGCAAUAAUUUCGUGGCUAAAAGGGGCAAAAGAAUGUAAGGUAUUAGUACGGCUUCACAGUUUCUGAUUAUGAGCAAACCACUCCCCACUGCGAAGUCUGUCUGAAGGCGGUAUCAACCUGUCCACACGAAAAACCAAUUCAGGAGUAAAUACAAAAGUUUACUGUAGUAUCAGCGUUUCAUCCACACAGAAACAGUGUUUCAGGUGACUGUAAACAGAACUUUUUGAAAACAGGUCAGAGAGUGCAUAAAUCCCAAAAGGACUACCGUUACAUCUUUGUGUGUGGAUGCUUGUCUGCAUCUCUCAAAAUUAUUAUGUGACACACACCAUAACGCUUAUAUAGCGCCUGCAUGUGUUUGGCCAAAACAACCUUUAUACACAUGCUCUGUACUCUUCUGUCUUUUCAGCUCUACUUACUGUCUUGGCAUAUGCACAACAUGGUUUCCAGUGGUUUUCGUUUUGAGAGAUGAAAGAAAAGGUUUUAAGUUAAGUUUGGUGAAGUUGUCACUGGAUAAAAAAUCAAAAUCGAAAAUUGAGUUUUCAGAAGAAAAAAAAAAGGAUUUUAUUUGGCCAAAAUCGGGCAGCUCUACAAUAAAGUGAUAAUUUUGGAAUACAACUGCUUAAACAACAGGAUAACUUCUUCUGUAUUUGCAGCAUACAGUAAGUACACAGGCAGUUAUUUUCAAAAAUCCAGGGUAAGGAAACACAGCAAACUUUCUUCUUCUCUGCAACACUGUGAUCUCUGAAUUUUACAGGAGUCAGAGAGAGGAUGAGAUGAAAAAAUCAUGUCAUAGUUUGUCCAGUGUAAAAUGUUCGGCACUGUCUUACUACAGCAGUCAUGUUGAGAACUCAAUUUAGGCUUGUGAAGGUAAUUACAUCUGAGGGCUGUUACUGCAACAAGAAACCAUGUGUUCCUUUUCUCUGUGACCAGACGGAGCCUCUCUUCUGUCUCUGCAGCAGGAUGUAAUAUUUGCAGAUGACUCGGCAGCUAGGAUUUCUGGUGUGUGUAUGUGUGUUUGCGUGUGUGUGUGUGUGAGUGUGAGUGUGAGAGACGCAUAAGCAGGAUUUGGAUGUCCAUCCAGCCAACAGUUCAUUUGGGUUCAGCUUCUUUUCCUUCAGAGUUAAAUCUUUGUGAAUGAGUUUUCCUGUUUCCUCAUGAUCUUCAUUCCUAUUGGUCCAUUUUUCUAAGGGGUCACAGGUUACUGGUGUCUAAGCAACACACUGGUUGCACUGAGGGGUUUGAGGGUAGAGAGCUGUUGACUUGGAGAUGAAAUGUGGCUGAACUGGCUUCCUCUGUUUCAAACCCUCCAUGUCCCUGCGGUGUCAGUUAGUUUUUCACACAGACAUAUCCCAACAAAACUGAAUGAACUGUUAUUACACCUUAUACUUUUAUCUUCUCCUGCUCUCCCCAAUCUACCUCUGUUUUUUUAAUGUGGAAAAAAAAAUAGUUUCAUUAAAAAGGAAUAAACCAGAAAACUAAAUGCCCUCUAAGGUGGUGAUGAUCUUAGCCCAGAGCAUAACUUUGGACUGCUUCAGUACUAUCAAUGCCUGUAGGCUGCAUACUGCUCACGUGAAAUGCUGUUGAAGUACAAGCUGUGCCUCCAGUCCCACAAUUUAACAGUGAGUUUAGCAGGCCCUAUGUGAAGAAGCUUUUUUGUGAUAUUUUGGGAGUCAGAUUGUGGUUGCACACAUAUAUGUGUGGCGUGGACAAGGGUUGACCUGUGUCUUUUUAUCCUGGGUUUUAUCCUGCUUUCAUUUUAUUUCACUCGGCUUCUCCUCCUCAUCCUGCUCUCCCUUCCUUGAUGCCUUCUUUUUCUCUCUCUUUCCACAGUGAACCUCAUCCCCACGACACCAGCAGUGGAGCAGCGUCCCUUCCAGACUGCAGAUGGAGGCGUAGGUGGAGCUCUGGGAAAAAGCAGGAAAAGAGUUUUUCCAGUGCCUCACACCCAGGAGCCCGACCCCGUGGCUGGUGCUUACGAGUACUGCAACACUCCCAACCGCAGUGAACAGGCAUUGGAGGGUAAGAUUUGCACACUGACGAUUAAGACUAUUAAGGCUAUUUAUCUAGUGACAGGCUGCAUGCCCACUGAGUUAAUGCAUGUCUCUGAGUUUGGUUAAUUGUACUGUUUUUGUUUCUGCUUUAGUCACAAGUAGUGUCAUAGCAUCUCCGUUUCAGAGCUCCAACAACAAACCUUCUGAAUCGGCCCAUUUGAUAGACAGCAAAUGCUUCUCACAGCAAUAACGUCAGAUUUAGUGUGUCAGGACCCGAGGCAUGUGCUAAUUGAGUGAAACUCAUUUCCACUACAUUGCAUCAUCUAUAAUACUGCAGCUCUCUGUCUGUACGGCUCAGUUUAGCAGCGAGCACCUCUGUGUUUUCCCCCCAAUGAAAAGUCAGCAAAGCCCGAGGCAGUCACACAAUUAUGCCUCUCUGCCUAAGACAAGCAAGGGCAGCCUCAGCUAAUUGAAUUUAACUCGGUUUAUCUCUGAAUUGCAGUUUUGUGUUAAAAGAAAAAAAAUCUAUUUCUCCAUUAGAGGAGUUUAGGAAGUUAUUGAAACCUAAUCAGAAGCAGGUGGUGUAACUUUGCUCAUUUUCUUAGAGCUCUGAAUAAUUCCACUCUUUGUACUCCAGAGUAUGAACAACAGGUUAGGAAUGUGAUAAAAGCUUCUGAGGAUUCAGUCAGAUUGUUAUGUGGAGCAUUCAGCCUUGUCAAAUGUUUCAGGGGAUUUUUAUGGUACGUAAAGCUUUGUGAUAUCUGUCUAUUGUCUUGAUGUGAGUAAAAGUUCAGCCCAGCUCCGUCCCUUUGAGCACUGUUUCGGUUUCCAACAAAAAACACAGAUUGGAGUUUCCUGUAUCUCUAAGUAUCACUGAUGUGGAGCCGCAAACUGAAACAGAAAAGAACUCAGGAAUAACAUGUUGAAAGUGAUAAAAAAAUCUCUUUUUUAGUUCAGAAAACAGCAGGGUAAAGGAUAAUUCUUAGUUCUCUUGUUAUUUUUAUACCUUCAUUUGAUGCAACCAUUUGAUUCACUGCCAGUGAAGAGUUAUUAAUGUGUUAUAAUGCAUAAACAACGGAAAGCAAGUGCUCUCAUCUUUGUCUUCAUCUCAUACUAAAGGCUGUCUGUAUUUGUUUUAUUCUUUAACCAGCAGAGAGUAAGAACUACAACCUGAACAUUUAGGUUUCUUCAAGUACUGAUAAAAGUUUCCCCAAAAUCAAAACAACAAUUCUUUUCACCAUACCUGUUUGCUCUUGACACUCUCCUCUUUCAGGCCACAGCCUUCCUGACUACAAGCUGCUGUCAGUCCAGAUUAUGAUCCGCCAUGGUGACCGUUACCCAAUCUACUCCAUUCCCAAAACCAAACGACCCGCCAUAGACUGCACCUUAUCCAGCAGCAGGUACAUGCGCCAUUUAAGAUUUACUGUUCGAAUGUGAAUUAUCUAAGAAUCACGUUGGUUAUGGGCAGGAAUGAGAGUAAACAUGGUGAGUACCCCAGAGCUGCCAUGUCCUGCACCAGCUCCACAGCUUGGAUGCUUUUAACAAUAAACAACAAUAGAAGACAGGAAGUAAAAAUGAUGAGACUGUGUAUAAAUCAGACAGCACAGAGCUAUGAAGGUUUACAUGUUUUCACUGUUCAAAAUACAAAGAGUUAGCCUCUUGCCAACUUGUUUGUUGUUUGAUUCAGUUUGUGCAUCGGGGAAUGUAUACAGUGGAUAUAAAAAGUCUACACACCCCUGUUCAACUGCCAGAUUUUUGUCAUGUAAAAAAAUUAAAUCAAGAUAAAUAAUUUCACAACUUCUUCCACCUUUAAUGUGCCCUAUAACCUGUACAACACAAUUGAAAAACAAACCAAAAUCUUUCAGGGAGGUGAAGUAAAAAUAAACAACUGAGAUCAUGUGGAUGCUUAAGUGUGCACACCCUUUAAUAACUGGGGAUGUGGCUGUGUUCAGAUUUAACCAAUAACACUCAAACUCAGGUUAAAUUGGACUCAGCACACACCUGUUACCAAUUAAAGUACCUCUGAUCAACCCCAAAUAAAGUUCAGCUGUUCUAGUAGCUUUUCCUGACAUUUUUGUAGCCACAUCUUCCAGCACCAGCUAUGGUCUGCAGAGAGCUUCCAAAGCAUCAGAGGGAUCGCAUUAUUCAAAGAUAUCAGUACGGUGAGGGCUACAAAAGAAUUUCCAAGCAAUUAAAUAUACCAUGGAACACAGUAAAGACCGUCAUCAUCAAGUGGAGGAAAUAUGGCACAAUGGUGACAUUACCAAGAACAGGACGUCUGUCCAAAAUUGAUGACAAGACGAGAAGAAAACUGGUCAGGGAGGCUGCCAAGAGGCCGACAGCAACACUGAGGGAGCUGCAGGAAUUUCUGGCAAGUCCUGGCUGUGUAGUACAUCAGACAACGAUCUCCUGCUGCCUUCAUAUGUCUUGGCUAUGGGGUAGGGUGACAAGACGGAAGCCUUAUCUCACAAUGAAAAACAUCAAAGCCUGGCUUAAUUUUGCAAAAAGACAUCUGAAAUCUCCCAAACACGUGGGAAAAUGUGUUAUGGUCUGAUGAAACCAAAGUUUAACUUUUUGGGCAUCAUUGCAAAAGGUAUAUUUGGCGCAAAAUCAACACUGCUCAUCACCAAAAGAACACCGUACCCACAGUGAAGCAUGGUGGUGGCAGCAUCAUGCUUUGGGGCUGUUUUUCUUCAGCUGGAACUGGUGCCUUAGUCAGGGUGGAGGGAAUUAUGAACAAUUCCAAAUACCAGUCAGUGUUGGCCCAAAACCUUCGGCCCUCUGCUAGAAAGCUGAAGAUGAAGAGGAACUUCAUCUUUCAGCACGACAAUGACCCAAAGCACACAUCUAAAUCAACAAAAGAAUGGCUUCACCGGAAUAAGAUUGAGACUUUGGAAUGGCCCAGCCAGAGUCCAGACCUGAAUCCCAUCGAACAUUUGUGGGGUGAUCUGAAGAGGGCUGUGCACAGGAGAUGCCCUUGCAAUCUGUAAGAUUUGGAGAGGUUUUGCAAAGAACCUCUCCACGCUGAUAGACUCCUACCCAAAAAGACUGAGUGCUGUAAUAAAAGCCAAAGGUGCAAUAAAGUAUUAGUUUAAGGGUGUGCAUAUUUAUGCAGCCAGGUUAUUUUAACUUUUCUAUUUUUUAUUUUUCCCCUUAAAGGUUUCAGUUUGUUUUUCAAUUGCAUUGUACAGGUUAUAGGUCACAUUAAAGGUGGAAAAAGAUGUAAAAAUAUUUAUCUUGCUGUCAUUUUCGUACAUCACUAAAACCUGGCAGUUAAAUAGGGGUGUGUAGACUUUUUAUAUCCACUGUACAUCCUACUGGGGCAAGGACACUUGUCCAUUGAAGUUAUUCUAUAGAGCUUUAUCAGCAGUUGGCACACCCAACUCUAAACUUUGACAUCUUGCUCUGGAGUAAAGCCAGAACAGUGAAGGAGGAAGCUGAAUUGCUGGAGGAAUGGGAGUGGUUAUGCAUGCAAGCAUGCAUGCCUAUGCUAAUCCUCCCUCCUCCCUUGGCACCACAGGAGCUAUUUCCAAUCACCUUGUAGAAGCUGUUUUAUCAGUGGAAACAGUUUUCCUAUUACAUGAACCACAGGAACAAUACAGAGACGUUUUACCUAAAUCUACUUCCGCAAUCAGACUUGAUAAGCUGCAGGAUGACCAAAGUCUCUAUAUGUAUGUUUGUAAGAAGAAAUGUGUUUUUCCAUCAUAUUGGACCCUUACAUUAAUUUCAUUGUAAUGUGAGGUGCUUAUAAAUACUUACCAAGAAAACACAUCGACUCUGAGAUACCUCUUAUUUUGAAAGCCCUAGCAUUUGCGCACAGCAUGGAAACACUAGUGACAUACUGUACAUGUAUGUAAUCAGUGAGAUGCAGAUACUUUUGCAACAAUCAGGGAAUGCAGUCAUACUACUCAGUCAGUUAGACUAAUCAGCAUCUCUCUUGAAGUAGGUGCAGCUUUAAAGUCCCACUCCAAUCCUUUUUUUUUUUUUUUGUACUACUUUAAUGUUCCCAGUGGUUGUUAAAUUGUGAUUAUGAGGCUGUGAUUAUUAUAAUGCACAUGCUUGUUUGCGAUUGUCCUCUCUAUUUCUCCUCUAUAUGCAGUGUGGCCUGGGGGUGGAGCUUGGAUUGGUUACAUAUGAACUCUCACUAUUUCUGAACCUGUCCUUUGGGAUUCACAGCGAUUUAAAUGAAGAAAUACUCAGAAAAGCAAUUUCGCAUUUAGUUUUCCCAUGAUAUGUCCUGUAGCAUCAGAAAAAUGCCAUAUAAACAUAUAAAAAAACAAGAAAAACACUAUUUUCAGCAAGAGGGUCUUUAAUAAACAGCUUUUUACAAUUAGCAGAUACUUGAAACCAAGAAAGACAAACUUAUUACUCAAACAGGCAGUGUAAAACAUGCCUAUGAGUUGAACUGGAAAUGUGCACUUUUGAAUACUUGUUUAUCUAGCCCAAGUUACAUCCUCUUACAUUAUGUAGCAUUGUCAUUACCCUUUGAAGAUUUGCCUCAUAUCUCGCAGGCCUAGUGUCCACUGCCAUUGCUUCUUCCUGAUUUAAUCCUGUAAACGAAAAAAGACAAGCAAAGACCAAAUAUGAAAAGCCUAACAAGGAGCAUUGUUUUACUUUUCACGGGCUUUCAGAGUCUGAGGAUAAAGGCCAACUAUUUUAAUUGGUACAGGUCAGAGUAAAGGGCGCACAGAGCGAAUGGGAUUUAAGCUGUCUCCCUGCAAAGAGCCCCAGCUCCAUUUAAUACCAUACAAGAGGACUUGCUGGAGAGAGCAAGACACCAAUUACUGCUGCAGCUUCACUUAUCCUCCUGAAAAAAAAAAAAAAACUGUGAGUUGAUAGCAGCUGUCAGGAAAGAGAAACUGUUUUUGAGGCCUAAAACAAGAGGUGACAGGCUAAUUUUCAGAUUCAGAUCAUGCUCUGUGUGAGCAGGAUGAGAGAUCAGAUCAGAUUCACAUUCACAUUUCCUCUGUUUGUCAGCAGCAUUGCAUGUGUCAACGAUUGCAUGUGGGUUUGGUUAACUACAUCUGCUCUGCUGUGCUGUGGUGCAAACCAAUACACAAGAAGAAAGAUGACGACACCAGAAUGAGUGUGUGAUUGUGUGUCAGUGUGAUUGUGUGUGGUUAUUUGUGUCGUUGGCCAUCUUAUCUGACAUGAUUGGAGGAGCAUGCUCCCUAAGCAGCUCUGUUAAAGCAGAAUUGUUGCUGCUACAGUAACUCCCCAGAGAAAUGUGGGUGGAAAACAAACAUGCACACACUCAAACACACAAAUAACAAGCAUUUUUAUCGAGCUUGAUCUGUGUCCUCAUCUGUAUCUCUGUCUCUGCUCUCAUUGGUUCUGCUCCUCUUUCAGAUGAGAGCUCCUGAUAGCGUUUAUUAAAAGCCAGCUCACUGCUGUACCUCAGCUUCAGAGGAAGUCUUAAAUCAGCACUUUCACAUCCAGUUUCUGUGUGAAUACACCAACUUAAAUUCAUACAAACUCCUGGUGAGCUGUAAAAACAAACUGUGCUAUUUUUGAAACCAGAAAAAAAUAGUUCAGGGCAGGCUGAAUGUUUCACUGAGUGCUCACAGUAUUAGAGCAUAUGGUACCAAAAUAUCCAAAAGCCAGUCCAAGACUGUGUACCUGAGUUGAGAACCAGCCAAUAAUGACUUCACUCAACACAAAGCUGUCACUGCGGCUGUAUCAGCUCUGCACAUCUGGACAGAGCUGGCUCGGUUUAAUCUUUGGAGCUGGCACUGGUAGACUCAGUGUUGUUGUUUUCAGAUUGGUAGGAUGCAGGUCAGCUACUGUGCUCAUUUAUUAUCUGGAUUCACUUUAUACUUUUGAGCUUUGAUCUGGAGAUGAAAUCAGGCCAGCAAGUUCAUGAGCUUUUCAUAAAAAAAAAAAACAGAAAUCAGUUUUUAAUCAGAUCUUUGCCUCUACUAUCUGAUGAACCGCUGAUGCUCUGAGAUCCCCAAUCCAAACUGGACUGUGACAUUUUUAAUCUGAUGCACCCUGGUUACAAACUUUAUACGUCAUUAAACAGGGGACGGACGAAGAACAAGUAGCAGCUGUGAGCUGUCUGCCCUCUGAGAGAUGAUCCAGCCUUUUUUAAAACAGAUGUUCAAGAUUUACAGUCAAUCCAAAGACAAUAUUUGACCUUGUGUCUUUCUCACAAUCUCAUAACUGUUCCUAUGCACUGAAAAACAGUCGAAUGAAUGCACGAGGGAUGAGUACGCCAGUGCUGUGCUCCAGUGCAGCCUCAUAGAGCUGCAGGUAUGGCUGCAGACUCCUGUAUGAUAGCAUCAUUUCUCUCCGGGUUGGAGUUGGUCUUAUGGAUAAUAAAAAGGGUCAGAGACGCCUGUACAGGAUAAGUGAUGUUUGUCAAAGAGGGUAUUGAUUAUUUCAGGUUUAAAUGUUGUGUCUUAGUUCAGUUUAAGAAGUGUAUUUGAUAUUUCUGUCCCUCUUAGUCAUAAUGCUGGUAGUUCUGUUUUUAUUUACAGAAGGGUGUAAUUACAGGGAUCUGAACUAGCAUAUGCCCAGGGCUGGAUCCUGACUGAAAGCUCACUCAGCUGUGUGUUUAUCUGUGUGUGUGUGUGUGUGUGUGUGUGUGUGUGUGUGUGUGUGUUUCUGUGCUGGCACCAGCUUGCCGACCCACUGUCUCCGUCUGCGGUUAACUGAGCUCUGUUCAGCAGGGAGCAUCACUCUCUUUCCUUUUCAUCUCCCUGCUCUGACAUCUUUCUCAAGGUUCUGUCUCUGUGAAUCUGCACCAAUCCACUCCAUUCAGAGCACUCCACACCAUUUCAUCAUUUCCUCUAGUCCUUAUUUGUUCCUCUUUUUUUUUUCUCAUCCCUCCUUCCCCCCUCUGCUAAUCUCUCCCCUCUCCUAUCACUGAUGAUAAUCCCCGCUUAAUGUAAUUGGGCUCCAUAAUCUGUGGUUAGCAACAAUCAAUCUAAUAGUCAGCCUGGCUGUCUCUUUGUCCACACAAGUACCCCCCAUCUGCUGACGUCCUGUCUCCCAGUGCAGCCAAUUAAAUCUGUAAAGCAUAGUGAGUCCCAAACUCCCCUCAGCACACAGAUUUGCUGUUGACAGAGCAGAAUAAUGUCCUCCACUGCCCCGUGAUGCAAAUAAAAGUGAAUAUUGAAGCCAUAUAAUCCUGUGAAAGGGAGGGCAGAAACAUGUGACAACAACUGCUGAUGCUAAAGCACAGAGUUCCCUUAAAUCCAUUGAAUAUUGCUGAGGUCUUGUACGUGAAAUAGAGCUUUGAAAUAAAUCAGCUUUUCUAUGGAAACUAAAGAGAAACAUGCAGAUUUGUCUUUCCCGGAUAAACUUCUCUGUUUCUGUUUUUUUUUCCUACUGUUAUAAGGACAAUUUAAUGACAUGAGCUCUUUUUUAUGCUGUGUUCCAGAACUAUUGCAUGAUCACUAUGGAAACAGCAUUUGUGUGUGUGUAUUUGUGUGUGUGUGUGUAUUUGUAUUUGUGAGAGUGUGUCUUUAAUCUGAGCGAGCUGAGCUGCAGCCUCCACAGAUUUGUUUUAUUAAACUGUAAUCUUCAAUCAUCUCUAAUCUAUUAGAUAACCGACUGCUCUGACCGCUGCCCUCAUCUCUUUGUGUCGUGUUUGUGUGUGUGUGUUUGUGUGUAUGUUGUUUUACUGCUCUCAUGUGUUCAGGUACUGUGUCUGUGUGUGAAUCCUUUGGUAGAAACAUUCUUUCAUCUUUUUAUAUCUCCGUCUCUCAUUCUUCAUCCCACACAUAUUAAAUAGAGCUGUAGUGUUGGGUUAGGGCGACACCUGGUGGAUGAUAAAAAUACAGCUUGUUCAUGUCAUUCACACUGAAAGUGUUUACAGCCUUUCUUAGGUGGUAUACAGAAGUUCUCUGCAUGCUGAAAUGAAAUAUCAAUGCAGUUUUAUGUUGGUAUAUGAUACAAUUUAGAUGCAAGCUUUAUUUUCUUUAAGUAGAAGGAAAAUAAAUUAAUAUUUGUGGGAUAUUUAUUUGUCUGGGGUAUUUUUUCAAAAAGAGGUACCUUUCUUCCAUAGGGAUGCACACUACUGUCUGCUAGGUCUGCACAAUUAAUCGAUUUUAAAUUGUUAUCAUACUACUUGAUAAUGACAAUGGUAAAAAAAUUAAAAUCACCAAAUUGAUUUUCCUCUCCAACAUGCAGGAGAGCUCCCUAGUUCCCACACACACCAGUGUAAACAAACAUGGUGUUUGCAAAAGUAGGCGAUAAUUUUGUGGCUAAAAGGGGCAAAAACAUGUAAGUCGUGGAAUUAGUACGGCUUCACUGUUUCAGAUAAAGAGCAGACCACUCCCCGCUGCAAAGUCUGUCUGAAGACAGAAUUCAGGAUGAAAAACAAAUUCAGUAGCAAACACAAAAGUUUAUAGUAGUAUUAGUGUUUCAUCCACACAGAAACAGUGUUUCAGGUGACUGUAAAUGGUACUUUUUGAAAACAGUCAGAGAGUACAUAAAUCCCAAAAGGACUACCGUUUCAUCUCUGUGUGUAGAUGCCUAUCUGCAUCACUCAAAAUUAUUAUGUCUCACACACAGCGUAACUCUUAUAUAGCACCUGCACGUGUCCGACCAAAACAACCUUUAUACACAUGCUCUGUACUCUUCUUCUGUCUUUUAUGCAUUACCUGCACACAACACAGCUCCACUUAUUGGCUUGGCAUAUGCAUGACAUGGUUUUCAGUGGUUUCGUUUUGAGAGAUGAUAGAAAAACUUACUAACUUAUUAAAGUGAAGUUUGGUGAAGUUGUCAUUGAAUAGAAAAUCUAAAAUCCAGUUUUCAGAGAAAAAAUUAGGAUUUUAUGUUUGGCCAAAUUCGUGCAGCCCUACAGUCUGCAUAACAUCAGAACCUUUACAUCACAUUACACCUUCACAUCAGACGCUUUUAAGGUUAAUUAUUGACACUGGCAGGUAUGUUGAUAUCUCCAGUCUCACUGUUAAUAACCAGUAAGAUAAUAUACUAAAUAUGACAGCAAUGUGUUUGACAUUAAUUGUGUAAUUGGGUAAUCUGCUUGUUUUCUGGUACUGUUCCAUGUUGUCUAGGGGUUUCCACCAAUUGAAAUUAAGUCUUCAACACAAUUGGGUAAUAAACAAGUAAAUCAGGAAAAAACUGGUUCAUACAACUGUUAAACAAAGGUGUGAUUAAAUACGAGUUAUACAGUUAUACAGGGCAGCUAGGUCAUGUUAUGCACUAAGUGGCAGGUUAAUGUCGCAGUCACGGGGUAAAGUAGCAUGGUGUCAAAUGCUAAGAAAAGCAAAUAGAAAAUAAUACAGGGUGUGAUACAGGACAGUAGUGAUGAUGUAAGGAGCAAAUAUUCAGAAGUGUAAAAAAGAACACUCUGCAGACACUGCAGGCAGCUCAUCAGUGCAGCUGCUGUCAAGGAUAGUCAACAUCCCCUGAAAUGAGAACAUGUUAAUGACAGCAGAUGACAGAGUCAGAUACUCUUCAGUUCUGUGUGGUUAUCCCCACUACAUGCCACUCAAACUCUCUGUCAUUCACGUCCUCAGGAAGCCCUCCCACCCUCUGUUGAACUCCUUCAUCAGUCACAUGGGCCAGGGAGGGCAAGGCCACUGGGAGUCACCACUGAGCUCGGUCCCCCGUCUGCCCAACCACAGUGCCUGUGAGAUGGGAGAGCUCACACAGACAGGUAGGCAAUACAGACCGUCACCACCAUACACAGGAGUUUUUUUUCUAACUUCAACCAAAGCUGGACUUGAGUGGAGCACUUUUGCAUGCUUUGUUGUACCUAUCAUCUGUAAGCGAAUAGUUAGUUUAAAACUCUUAAUUUUUUGUACCAACUCAUGAGAAUCAGUUAAAUUCAAAUGGCAAACAGGCGUUAAUCUUGUCUCCAUCUUUCUCAGGUGUUGUUCAGCAUCUACGCAACGGCCAGCUCCUCCAUCACGCCUACAAACACCACAACCUCCUCCCUCCAAAGUGGUCACCUCGCCAGGUUUGGGUUGAGACCACAGGUAAAAGCCGCACCCUCCAGAGCGGACUGGCGUUCCUCUACGGGUUCAUCCCAGACUUUGAUUGGUCGAAGCUGACCGUGCGGCACCAGUGGAGCACGCUUUUCUGCGGAUCAGCCUGUGACUGCCCUGCCAGGAACCGAUACCUGGAGGAGGAGCAGAAGAGGCAGUAUCGGAUCAGAGUGAGCGAUACUGAGCUGGAGAAGACUUACGUUGACAUGGCUCGGACUCUGGGUGUGCUCACCCGCCAGCUCAGAGCUGCGAACCCUAUAGACUCGCUCCUGUGCCACCUGUGCCACGGCAUUUCUUUCCCAUGUGUCCCCGUGGGAGAAAGUGGUGCCGGUGGAUGCCUGACGAUGGCACAGUUUGCUGUGAUCCGUCGCCAGCAGCUUGACGACGAGGUUGAUCGUAGACAAGCCAAGUUGUACCAUAAAUACGCAAUCAUGGCCAUGUACCCCUACCUCAACAGAACUGCAACCAAAAUGGAGCGUGUCGCCAGGGACAACGAGGCUGGUCGGCAGCGGCGUGCAGGAGGCGAGGAGGUCUUCACCCUCUCCUCAGCCCAUGAUGUGACCGUGGCCCCACUGUUGAGUGCUCUAGGACUGGAAGAGGCUCGUUUCCCACGCUUCGCAGCAAGGCUGGUCUUUGAACUGUGGAAGAGUCCCCCAGCUAUACAAGGACAGCCGAAGAAGAAAGCUGGCAAAGGAGAGAAGUCAAAGGCGAAAGAUGGGGAGCUGUUCCUCAGGGUGCUGUACAACGGCGAGGAUGUGACAUUUCACACCACCUUCUGCCGCACUCACGACAGACACGCCGGCCAGCCUCUCUGCCCUCUAAAAAACUUCCUGUCUUUUGUCAGGAAAGAUAUGUUCAGAGUUGUCAACGCUACGUCCUACCAGGAGGCCUGCUACGGGCGCCCUGUGUGACAGAGCGACAGAUGGUGAGGACGGUGCCUAUAUGAGGAUGAAGAGUUGGCAGAUGGUUGGGUUUUUCUAGUUACUUUCCACUCUAAAGAUGGUGCACUUUUAUGCUGCUCAUAGUGUCUUAAAAUUCCACAGAUUUUUAAAUGAUGUACUUGACAUUCAGCACAGAGAGAGUAGCAGAGACACAGUAAGACAUAUCUCUGUCUGAUCUUUAACUUUCUAACCUUUUCUACAAACGUUUUAACUCAACUUUUGAAAAUAUUGAAGGUGUUCUGAAGCAAACCUGUCAGAGAUGAGCAAGAGGGAAGAUGUAUGGCACAUAGCCACUUUAUUUCUACCGUCAACAAUAAUAUGGAACUUUUAUCAUUCCAGUUGUUUAGGUGAUUGCAAAAAAAAAAAAACGAAAAAGGGACAUUAAAGUUUGAAAUACUUUGCUGGAUGAUUGUUUGAAAUCCUUUUUGUAUAUCAGCUCUUUCUGAAGCAAGUUAGACUUUGGGUUUAGUGCGACUCUAACCCAACAUGACGCAUCUAUCACUUUGAUCUAUCUGGGUUAUGUUGGGAUUUUUUGCAAUACACUGUGUCAGUUCAUCUUCAUUUUGACACUUCAGCUUUUGUCUGUUUUGUUUCAGUAAUAAUCAUUCAGUUGGUACUUUGGAAAUACAAGUGUGAGACUCUACAGUACAUCUGUAUUUAUAGUCAUUGAUGAAAUAAUAACACUACACUUGUUUUGGCUUGAAGGAACUUUAAUCUAAUAAAGUUUGAUUCUGAACAGAAA
Messenger RNA from Xyrichtys novacula (pearly razorfish), 29249 nucleotides. The record is from the annotation of a GenBank genome assembly. Lineage: Eukaryota; Metazoa; Chordata; Actinopteri; Labriformes; Labridae.